GGGUUGGGCAGCCAGGAGGAAUAUAUUUUUUUUUCUCAACGGUAUCAUAUGGCAAGCUAUGUUGGACGAGAAAGAGAGAAAUAGCAAGUCAAGAAAGUUCUAAAGAAUGGGCGGUGAAGGGGAUACUGAUGACCAGUGCAGUUGGAGUCACAAUCUCAACGAUGACAUGUCAGGACUGCAAACGUACUUAGCAGGAAAGGUGCCCAGCAGGGAGGAUAUCAGGGCACGUGUCCAGCAGUUUGUGGAGGAGAGGAUGCAGACUACCAUGUUGACUGGCGUGCUGAUCGGGGCUGUGGUGGCAGUUUCUCUAAUUGGCAUCGUGGUGCUCUUCCUCUAUAGAAGAUACAAGCUGGCCAGUGGACAGCAGGCUGUUCCCCGCUAUCGCUUCAGGAAGAGAGACAAGGUGCUCUUCUACGGCCGGAAGAUUAUGAGGAAGGUCCAGACCCUUUCCUCAACUCCUUCUUCUACCUCGGUGUCCAAGCUGCGCCCUCGGAAGAGACCCAAAGUCCUGAGUAUAGCUCGCAGGAUCCUGCGUAUCCGUAAGGAGCCCCCUACUCUGCAGCCCAAGGAACCGCCUCCCUCCCUGCUGGAGGCGGACCUGACUGAGUUUGAUGUUCAGAACUCCAACCUGCCCUCAGAGGUCCUCUACAUGCUCAAAAACGUCAGGGUGCUGGGCCACUUUGAAAAGCCUCUGUUCCUGGAGCUGUGUCGUCACAUGGUCUUUGUGGAGCUGCAGGAAGGGGAGGGGCUGUUCCGGCCGGGCGACGACGACGACAGCAUCUACGUUGUCCAGGAUGGACGUCUGGAACUCUGCAUCCACGAGAAUGAUGGCACAGAGCCGGUUGUGAAGGACGUGCUCCCGGGGGACAGUGUCCACAGCCUGCUCAGUAUUCUGGACAUCAUCACCGGUUACCCCGCCCCCUAUAAGACUGUGUCGGCGCGGGCUGCGUCUCGCUCCACUAUUCUGCGUCUGCCCGCCUCAGCCUUCCAGUCUGUGUUUGAGAAGUACCCCGAGACUCUGGUGCGCGUCAUUCAGAUCAUCAUGGUGCGCCUCCAGAGAGUGACUUUCCUGGCAUUACAUAAUUACCUGGGCCUGACCACAGAGCUCUUCAACCCGGAGCGUCAGGCGGUCCCCUUGGUGACGGUUGCUGGGGUGAUAGAGGGGAGUCCGGGCAGGAUCCCACGCAGACCCCACUUUCAGGAGGACCCAGUCUUCGCCCCCACACCUGUCCUCGCAGAAACCUCCUCGGACACAGACGCCGGGAAAGAGAGCCCGUCCAAUGCCUUUAGGAAGACGCGCUCUAUCUCUAUGCCCACUGACGGCACAGCAGGGGUGACGGGGAUUGACCUGAACAUGGCGUACGAGCGAGCCAGAGUCACCAUAGACGAGCGCCCCUCCAGCCCUGUCAUUUACAAGUCCAUCCUGAAGAAGAGUGUGACCAUGCAGCACACGCCCUCUGCCGUGUUCCACUACACGGACAGCGGGGGGCGCUCCGACACCGUCCACCCCAGCAAGGUCAGCUCCAUCUUUCAGGCUGCCAAGAAAGACCUGCUGGGCAUCAUCCAGCUGCAGGACCCUGGUCUGUUGGAGGGCAGGGUGACUCUGCACCAGGUCAAAGCGGGCUCUGUGGUGGCCAGACAGGGAGACCAGGAGGUGAGUGUGCAGUUUGUGAUCUUGGGCCUGCUGCAUGUGUACCAGCGGAUGAUCGACCGCGAGGAGGACACGUGUCUGUUUGUGACCCACCCCGGGGAGCUGGUGGGCCAGCUGGCUGUACUGACCGGCGAGCCCCUCAUCUUCACUGUCCGAGCCCACCGAGACUGCAGCUUCCUCUCCAUUUCCAAGACCCACUUCUACGAGAUCAUGCGUGCAGAACCCACAGUGGUGCUGAACGUAGCUCACUCGGUCGUUCGGAGGAUGUCGUCCUUCGUCAGGCAGAUAGACUUUGCUCUGGACUGGAUGGCUGUGGAGGCCGGCCGGGCAGUCUACAGACAGGGGGAUAAGUCAGACAGCACCUUCAUAGUUCUGAGUGGUCGUCUGCGCUCCGUCAUCAUGAAGGAGGACGGCAAGAAGGAGCUGACCGGGGAGUACGGCCGCGGUGACCUCAUCGGCGUGGUGGAGGCCCUGACCCAUCAGAACAGAGCCACCACGGUGCAUGCAGUACGUGACUCGGAGCUGGCCAAACUACCAGAGGGAGCACUCGGCUACAUUAAGAGGAAGUUCCCACAGGUAGUCACGAGGUUGAUUCACCUUCUUGGCCAGAAGAUCCUUCAGCAGGUCAAUGGCCCUCUGACAGCCCGGAGCCUGGCCCUGCACACCCCGGGCAGUAAGUGGGACGCAGGGAACCCGGCGUCCAACCUGUCUACGGUCACCGUGCUGCCUGUGUCUGAGGAGGUACCCCUCACAGCUUUCACACUGGAGCUGCAGCACGCACUCAUCGCCAUUGGCCCCACACUUCUACUGACCAGCGACAGCAUCAAGCAGCGCCUGGGUGCGGCCGCACUGGACAGUGUUCAUGAGUAUCGUCUGUCCAGUUGGCUGGGCCAGCAGGAGGACAUCCACCGUAUCGUGCUCUACCAGACAGACUACACCCUGACCCCCUGGACCCAGCGAUGUAUCCGCCAGGCCGACUGCAUCAUCAUUGUGGGACUGGGGGAGCAAGACCCCGCUGUGGGGGAGUUGGAGCAGAUGCUGGAGGGCAGUGCGGUGAGAGCCCAGAAGCAACUGGUGUUGUUACACAGGGAGGACGGCCCCCCGCCCCAGGGCACUGUGGAGUGGCUCAACAUGAGGAGCUGGAUCUCCAGGCACCUGCACCUCUCCUGCCCACGCAGGGUCUUCUCCAAGAGGAGCCUGCCCAAACUGAUUGAGAUGUAUCAGCGUGUUUUCCAGAAGCCGGCUGACCGCCACUCUGACUUCUCCCGGCUGGCCAGGGUCCUGACCGGGAACGCCAUCGCCCUCAUUCUGGGGGGAGGAGGGGCCAGGGGCUGUUCUCAGGUGGGUAUCAUGCAUGCUCUGAGUGAGGCUGGGAUCCCUGUGGACCUGGUGGGAGGUGUUUCCAUCGGCUCCCUGAUGGGGGCGCUGUACGCAGAGGACCGCAGUCACUGUCGCAUGAGGAUGAGGGCACGAGAGUGGGCUAUGGGAAUGACGUUGGUGUUUAAGAAGGUGUUGGACCUGACCUACCCCAUCACUUCUAUGUUCUCUGGCUCUGCCUUCAACUCCAGCAUUUACACCGUGUUCAAGGACAAGCAGAUAGAGGACCUGUGGAUCCCCUAUUUCAACAUUACCACUGACAUCACUGCCUCCACCAUGAGAGUGCACACAGACGGCUCUCUGUGGAGGUAUGUGCGUGCCAGCAUGUCUCUCUCUGGCUACCUGCCUCCUCUAUGUGACCCUAAAGACGGACACCUACUGAUGGACGGAGGCUACAUCAACAACCUACCAGCGGACGUGGCUCGCUCCAUGGGUGCCAAGGUGGUGAUCGCCAUAGACGUGGGCAGCCAGGACGAGACCAACCUCACCAACUACGGCGACUCGCUCUCCGGCUGGUGGCUGCUAUGGAAACGCCUCAACCCACUGGCAGAGAAAGUCAAGGUGUUGAACAUGGCAGAGAUUCAGACGCGGCUGGCAUACGUGUGCUGUGUGCGACAGCUGGAGUCGGUGAAGAGCAGUGACUACUGCGAGUACAUCAGGCCUCCCAUAGACCGUUACCGUACACUGGAGUUUGGCAAGUUUGACGAGAUCGCUGAGGUGGGCUACCAGCACGGCAAGACGGUGUUUGACGUGUGGAGUCGCAGUGGAGUGGUGGAGAAGAUGCUGAAGGACCGUCGCCAGGAAGAGUUUCACAACACGCAUAGCAACAACAACGGACCUGUGACCUGUCCUAAUGCCUCCUUCACUGACCUGGCAGAGAUCGUGUCCCGCAUCGAGCUGGCCAAACCAGCUCUGGUUGACGAGGAGUCCGACUACCCCACAGACUACGAGGAGGAGGCGGUGGAGAGUGCCUACUCAGACUUUGAGCUGUCCAAUCACUACAGCGAACACACCACCGAGGGGGAGGAGACUGCGGACACGGAUGAAGAGCUGCUGGACAUGGGGAGAAGACGUCGCCCUCCUCACCCGGGCUACAGCGACAUGAGCCCCUCUCCUCCCCCCACCCCCCGCCUACAGCCCCACCCCAAGACCAUGCCAAGAGUCACUGAACCCACAGUCUGGAAGCGCAAGGACCUGACUGUCUGCCUCCAGCACUAGCGCUGACACAUUGCCUUACAGACCCACAACAAAUACAAGGACCUGACUCUCUGUCUGCCUCCAGCACUAGCACUAACACAGUGCCUUACAGACCCACAACAAAUACAAGGACCUGACUCUCUGUCUGCCUCCAGCACUAACACUAACACAGUGCCUUACAGA
Messenger RNA from Oncorhynchus gorbuscha (pink salmon), 4408 nucleotides. RefSeq names its product patatin-like phospholipase domain-containing protein 7. Gene Ontology annotation, molecular function: phosphatidylcholine lysophospholipase A1 activity. Bases 107 to 4246 code for a protein of 1379 amino acids. Gene Ontology annotation, cellular component: endoplasmic reticulum. The record is from RefSeq and is a predicted model, not a curated record. NCBI's taxonomy places the organism in Eukaryota, Metazoa, Chordata, Actinopteri, Salmoniformes, Salmonidae. Gene Ontology annotation, biological process: lipid metabolic process. The transcript has 35 exons.